This is a messenger RNA of Sturnus vulgaris (Common starling), 1755 nucleotides long. It is a transcript of the gene AP1M1, whose product is annotated as adaptor related protein complex 1 subunit mu 1. Gene Ontology annotation, biological process: vesicle-mediated transport; intracellular protein transport. NCBI's taxonomy places the organism in Eukaryota, Metazoa, Chordata, Aves, Passeriformes, Sturnidae. Gene Ontology annotation, cellular component: clathrin adaptor complex. The record is from RefSeq and is a predicted model, not a curated record.
AAGCGGAAGCGGGAGCGGGCGGGACGCGGCCCGGCCGCGGCGAUGUCGGCCAGCGCCGUCUAUGUGCUGGACCUGAAGGGGAAGGUUCUGAUCUGUCGGAAUUAUCGCGGAGAUGUGGACAUGUCAGAGGUGGAACAUUUUAUGCCAAUCCUUAUGGAAAAGGAAGAAGAGGGGACGCUUUCUCCUAUUCUAGCACAUGGAGGAGUUCGUUUCAUGUGGAUUAAACAUAACAACCUGUAUCUUGUUGCAACUUCUAAGAAAAAUGCUUGUGUAUCAUUGGUGUUUUCAUUUUUAUAUAAAGUAGUUCAGGUUUUUUCUGAAUAUUUCAAGGAGUUGGAAGAAGAGAGCAUUAGGGAUAACUUUGUUAUUAUUUAUGAGUUGUUAGAUGAGCUUAUGGAUUUUGGUUAUCCACAAACCACUGAUAGUAAAAUUUUACAAGAGUACAUCACUCAGGAAGGCCACAAACUUGAAACUGGAGCCCCACGCCCACCUGCCACUGUUACAAAUGCUGUUUCAUGGAGAUCAGAAGGGAUAAAAUACAGGAAAAACGAGGUGUUCCUGGAUGUCAUAGAGUCUGUUAACCUUUUGGUCAGUGCCAAUGGAAACGUGUUACGGAGUGAGAUAGUUGGAUCCAUUAAAAUGAGAGUCUUCCUCUCAGGAAUGCCAGAGCUGCGCCUUGGCUUGAAUGACAAAGUUCUCUUUGAUAAUACAGGCCGUGGGAAAAGUAAAUCAGUAGAACUGGAAGAUGUGAAGUUCCACCAGUGUGUUCGUCUCUCUCGCUUUGAGAACGACAGGACAAUCUCUUUCAUUCCACCUGAUGGAGAGUUUGAGCUCAUGUCAUAUCGUCUCAAUACCCACGUAAAACCCCUGAUCUGGAUUGAAUCUGUGAUUGAGAAACAUUCCCACAGUCGCAUUGAGUAUAUGAUCAAGGCCAAGAGUCAAUUUAAACGUAGAUCAACUGCCAACAAUGUGGAGAUUCACAUCCCAGUUCCAAACGAUGCAGACUCGCCAAAGUUUAAAACCACUGUUGGAAGUGUCAAAUGGGUUCCAGAGAACAGUGAAAUCGUCUGGUCCAUUAAAUCUUUUCCAGGUGGAAAAGAAUACCUGAUGAGAGCUCACUUUGGACUUCCAAGUGUUGAAGCUGAAGACAAGGAAGGAAAACCUCCCAUUAGUGUCAAGUUUGAGAUUCCAUAUUUCACCACUUCAGGAAUUCAGGUUCGUUACUUAAAGAUAAUUGAGAAGAGUGGCUACCAGGCUUUGCCCUGGGUCCGGUACAUCACCCAGAAUGGAGACUACCAGCUCCGAACACAGUAAAACAUCUCUCAGGCACCACAGACAACAAAACCUUCAGGCCUAGAAUUCAUUUCCAGAAGCUUCUGUGGUCCUGAGAGCUGUGAGUGUUGUUGCCAAGGGUCUCGUUUCUGCAAUCUUGGAUUGACAGAAGAAAGAAUUGGAAAUUUAUUGAUUUCAAUAAUGUGUUUGAGCUUUUGAACCAUUAGUAUUGAUUGUGUGAAUAUUUAUUUCAUUCUUAGAACAUGCUGAUCUUGCUGCUAAAUGCUAAAUUAGGAGUAGCAGUUACAUUGAGGAGCCAGGAAUCCAGAAUGAACCUUGGGAAUGUCUUGUUGAUGCCUUGUCCGUUACAGUCACAGAGUUUCUAGUAUUUGUAUUUUAGGAUCCCUAAAGACAUUGGCAGCAUUGUGCUACAAAUUAGGGAGAUGAUUGUGCAAUUAAAUGACUGCUGAACACUUUGUUGUA